AUGGACGAGGAAAUUGCAGACAAAACUGCUGCUAUAAAUAUGGGGCAAGUCGAAGAGCCAAGUAAAAACGCACUCAAGAAGGCAAACAAGCAAAAGAAACUGGCAGCAGAAAAAGCAAACAAGUCAGCCACAGAUACAACCCCAGAAGCUGCCAGAUCCGAGGCCAAGAAGGCAGUCAACAAAGCUCCCAAAAAGAAAAUCGAAGGGGCUGCUUUGAUCGGCAUUGACAUAGCGAAGGACGAGGACUUUUCAGACUGGUAUCAACAAACUCUCACCAAGGGUGAUUUCCUCGACUACUACGAUGUCUCCGGCUGCUACAUCCUCAAGCCCGCGUCGUGGUUCAUCUGGGAGCAAAUCCGAGACUGGUUUGACUUCAGGAUUAAGAAAAUCGGAGUCAGAAACUGCGCGUUUCCCUUGUUCGUAUCAGAAGAAGUCCUUCAGAAAGAGAAGGCCCAUAUCGAAGGGUUUGCAGCGGAAGUUGCAUGGGUGACACAUGCCGGGUCCGCAAAGCUUGACAAAAAGAUCGCAAUACGUCCAACAUCAGAGACCGUCAUGUAUCCAUACUAUGCAAAAUGGAUACGGAGCCACCGAGACCUUCCUCUCCGCCUCAACCAAUGGAACUCCGUUGUUCGCUGGGAAUUUAAGAACCCAACGCCGUUCCUAAGGACGAGGGAGUUUCACUGGCAGGAAGGCCACACAGCUUACUUGAAGCAAGAAGACGCGCAUAAAGAAGUUCUACAGAUACUGGAAUUCUACGCCGGUGUUUAUGAAGAACUACUUGCUGUUCCAGUGGUUCGAGGUCGAAAGACUGACAAAGAGAAGUUUGCCGGGGGAGACUACACCACCACAGUCGAAGGCUACAUUGCUGCGACCGGACGAGGGAUUCAAGGAGGCACAAGCCAUCAUCUGGGACAGAACUUCAGCAAGAUGUUUGGCAUCUCGGUGGAGGAUCCCUCCGCCAAAGAAGGUGAGAAGAAAGCUGCACUCAACGUCUUCCAGAAUUCAUGGGGUCUGAGUACAAGAGCGAUCGGUGUGAUGGUCAUGACUCACGGAGACAACCGCGGUCUCGUUGUUCCUCCCCGUGUCUCCGAAAUCCAAGUCGUCAUCGUUCCUGUGGGCAUUACAGCCAAGACGACCGAGGACGAAAGAAUCUCUUUACACAAGCAGGUCGACGCUCUGGAGGAGAUCUUGAAAGCCGAGGACAUACGAGCCGAGGCCGACAAGCGGGGAUACUCUCCAGGCUGGAAGUUCAACGACUGGGAGAUGAGAGGUGUGCCCUUGCGCCUCGAGUUCGGACCCAAAGACUCGGCAGCUCAUUGCGUCACCACCUCUCGCCGCGACAUCGAAGGGAAUGACGGCAAGGGUACAAUCCAGAUCACGGAGCUUGCCGCAGGGGUCAAAUCUCUUUUGAGUUCCAUUCAGAAAGACCUCUACAGCCGGGCCGACCAGGUGUAUAAGGAUCACACCAAGAAGAUCACAUCUUGGGACGAUUUCGUGCCGGCACUGAACGACAAGAACGUCUGCCUCAUUCCCCAUUGCCUGACGGAGAAGUGCGAGGACGAGAUCAAGGAGAUGAGCGCGAGGGUGGACGGCGACGAGGUCGUUGAUGAAAGGGCUCCGGCUAUGGGGGCGAAAUCUCUGUGUAUUCCUUUCGAUCAGCCGGAGGGGAUCGUGAAGGGGGAGACGAAGUGUACGAAUCCCAACUGCAAAAAUUUGGCGGAAAGCUUUUGUUUGUUUGGGAGAAGUUAUUGA
Molecule: messenger RNA, 1752 nt
Organism: Letharia lupina
Lineage: Eukaryota; Fungi; Ascomycota; Lecanoromycetes; Lecanorales; Parmeliaceae
Exons: 9
Coding region: 1-1752 (583 amino acids)
Biological process (GO): prolyl-tRNA aminoacylation
Cellular component (GO): aminoacyl-tRNA synthetase multienzyme complex; cytoplasm
Molecular function (GO): proline-tRNA ligase activity; ATP binding
Source: RefSeq, a predicted model, not a curated record